AGGCCCGCUUCCUCUCUCGGGCGGGCGGGACCCGGGCGUCCCGCUCUACGCGGGCAGCCCCCGGCCGCCACGCAAUGUCCGCCGGCUGGUUCCGGCGCCGCUUUCUACCCGGGGGUCCGCUUCCCGAGCCGCAGCCACCGGGGCCGCGCUCCAGUCCGGUACCCUAUCACCGGCCCCGCUUCCUGCGUGGCUCGGGCUCCAGCCCCGGUGCCACCGACUCCUCGCGCCGCUCGGACUCCCGGCCCGUGCGUUGCCCGGCGCGAGGCCGCACGCUGCCUUGGAACGCAGGCUACGCCGAGAUUAUCAAUGCUGAGAAAUCUGAGUUCAAUGAGGACCAGGCUGCUUGUGGGAAGCUGUGCAUCCAGCGAUGUGAGUUUGGGAUUGAAGAAGAGUGGCUGACGGUGUGCCCAGAGGAGUUCCUGACAGGUCAUUAUUGGGCCCUGUUUGAUGGGCAUGGCGGACCAGCAGCAGCCAUUUUGGCUGCUAACACCCUGCAUUCCUGCCUGCGCCGGCAGCUGGAGGCUGUGGUAGAAGGCUUGCUGGCCUCCCAGCCCCCCAUGCAUCUCAGUGGCCGCUGCGUCUGCUCCAGUGACCCCCAGUUUGUGGAGGAAAAGGGCAUCCGGGCAGAAGAUUUGGUGAUUGGGGCCUUGGAGAGCGCCUUCCAGGAAUGUGAUGAUGUGAUUGGGAGAGAGCUGGAGGCCUCAGGCCAGGUGGGUGGCUGUACAGCCCUGGUGGCUGUGUCCCUGCAGGGGAAGCUGUAUGUGGCCAAUGCUGGGGAUAGCAGAGCCAUCUUGGUGCGGAGAGAUGAGAUACGGGUGCUGAGUUCUGAGUUCACCCCAGAAACCGAACGGCAGCGGAUCCAGCAGCUGGCCUUCAUCUACCCUGAGCUUCUGGCUGGUGAGUUCACCCGACUGGAGUUUCCACGGCGGCUGAAGGGGGAUGACUUAGGGCAGAAGGUUUUGUUCAGGGAUCAUCACAUGAACGGCUGGAGCUACAAACAGGUGGAAAAGUCUGACCUCAAGUAUCCCCUGAUUCACGGACAGGGUAGGCAGGCUCGGUUACUAGGAACACUGGCUGUCUCCCGAGGCCUGGGAGACCAUCAACUCAGAGUCCUGGACACCAACAUCCAGCUCAAGCCCUUCCUGCUCUCCAUCCCACAGGUGACUGUGUUGGAUGUGGACCAGCUGGCAUUGCAAGAGGAGGAUGUGGUUGUCAUGGCAACUGAUGGGCUCUGGGAUGUCCUGUCCAACGAGCAGGUGGCACGGCUUGUGCGGAGCUUCCUCACUGGGAACCGAGAGGACCCACAUAGGUUCUCAGAGUUGGCGAAAGUGCUGAUACACAACACACAGGGGAAGGACGAUGGUGCUACUGGAGAAGGGCAGGUGUCCUACGAUGACGUCUCUGUGUUCGUGAUUCCUUUGCACAGCCCAGGCCAAGGGAGUGGUGGCCACUGAGGCUUCAGAUACUUGCACUCUAUGACCUCUUCAGGACCAGCACAGUCUGGACAUACUGGACAUCCACUGUGGCUAAGAGUGGACCCUGUCUGACCUGUCCCCAACCACAGCUCAGUGCUCUUGCUUUCUGCCUUAACUGUUUCAAAGACAGCAGUGAGUGUCGAGCCUAGCCUACCAGACUCUACCUUCUGCAAUGGUUAACAUUCCUUCUGGCAGCAACAUAUGGUGUCUAUUGGCUCCUCAGUAGCCUAAAGGGUUUAGGGUACUAAGAUGCUUUGGGGAGCAGGCAGCAAACUCAUUUGGUUCUAACCCAUGAAUGUCAGGUCAUCCAUUUAACCACCCAUUAACACGGGUGCCUUCUUGAAAUCUCUGGGCAGUCUUCACAUCUGCUGCAUCAACUAUCUUAACUUUUUUUUAAAUAUAGGGUCUCUAUUAUGUAGUUCCGACUGUUCUGGAACUUGUUAUGUAGACCAGGUUGGUCUUGAAUUCACAGAGAUCACUUGCCUCUGCCUCCUGAGCGCUGGCAUGCACCACUAUGCCUGGCUGGACCAGCCAUCUUGAAGAUAGCUCGUGAGACCAGUUCUGGUCCUGUCCUGCUCUCUACUCAUGAAGGGCACAUGUCCCAGAUAAAGUUGGAAGAGCAAAAACAGGGUGAGAAGCUUCCAGAGUUGGCUAUGCCAAUUGUCACUGCCUGGAGCCUGGCUGCCAAUCUGGUUGCUUUUCACCAAUCCCCAGGCCUACCCUAUAUCUAUGCCAACAGUGUCUGUUCUGUUUCCCCAGAUCUUAUGCCAAGUACAUCUACUUCUCAGCUAUCCAGUUCUUGUUUCUAACCCAAGUUUAGUCACCUAGCAUUGUCCCCACCCCCUCUGCUGCUCUCACCCUGCCCAGCCUCCAAGGAUUCACUCACCUCUACCCCCAGCAUUGGCCACCUGUAGCUUUCCUUGCAGGAACUCAGCCAGUCUCUGGUAUUAAAUGUUUGUAUGUAAAAGAGC
Microtus oregoni (creeping vole) is the source of this 2446-nucleotide messenger RNA. It is a transcript of the gene Ppm1m, whose product is annotated as protein phosphatase, Mg2+/Mn2+ dependent 1M. The record is from RefSeq and is a predicted model, not a curated record. Gene Ontology annotation, molecular function: protein serine/threonine phosphatase activity. The coding region runs from base 75 to 1454 and encodes 459 amino acids. Gene Ontology annotation, biological process: protein dephosphorylation. The transcript has 10 exons. NCBI's taxonomy places the organism in Eukaryota, Metazoa, Chordata, Mammalia, Rodentia, Cricetidae.